Oryzias melastigma (Indian medaka) is the source of this 5126-nucleotide messenger RNA. Its product is annotated as mitogen-activated protein kinase kinase kinase 12. The transcript is spliced from 15 exons. Gene Ontology annotation, molecular function: JUN kinase kinase kinase activity; ATP binding. The record is from RefSeq and is a predicted model, not a curated record. Gene Ontology annotation, biological process: JNK cascade; protein autophosphorylation. NCBI's taxonomy places the organism in Eukaryota, Metazoa, Chordata, Actinopteri, Beloniformes, Adrianichthyidae. The coding region runs from base 284 to 3112 and encodes 942 amino acids.
UAAGGUUUAUUGACAAGGUAAUUAGCCAGAUGGGACCCCAUAGAAGUCCGGGUGUUCGGGAGUGGCUUUUUGGAGGAUUUUUGAUAGGAGUAGGCAACUGCUCUAUUUUUUAUUCACACACAGGCUCACAGAAGAGGUCAGCUCACCGCGUACAACCUUGCGAAAGACUGAAAAUCACAAUCUGACGGAGGGAUCCGCGGCGCUACCAUUGACAGCGAUGGAGUCCAGCAGGAAGCACUGAGGGCUCCUGCUGCUUCAAGCAGUCGGAUGACCACUGUCCCCCAUGGCGCUCAUCCACGAACCUCGUGCUCCCUCCCCCUCUCUCUCUGGCUUUAACACGCCCCUCUCAGACCCUCCGUCCUUCCGUCGCCUCGAUGCCGAGACGCCGUGCACCCCGGAGAUGGACCUGACCCCGACCCAGUGUGUCCUCCGGAACGUCAUCUCCAUAGACACCGGGGAGGCAGUGGAACCUGGCGGCGGGGGAGGAGAAGGCCCGACAGCCGGGCACAAUCAGACGCCGAGCGAGGACCAGCAGGAGCACUUCAACAACAGCGUGCUGAAGCUCCACGAGCAUGAUGGGAGCUCUGGAAGGACAGAGGGACAGGGGCCGGAGUCGGACAGCGCUGUGGUCAGGAGCCAGGCGGACGACGCCAGGUUACAGUGCCAGUCCACGGGAGGUGGAGGAGGCUUUCUGGAGGGGUUGUUUGGUUGCUUGCGGCCCGUCUGGACCAUGAUUGGCAAAGCUUACUCCACAGAACACAAACACGACCUCGACGAGGAGUGGGAGGUCCCAUUCGAGGAGAUAUCGGACCUGCAGUGGGUGGGCAGUGGAGCCCAGGGGGCCGUCUUUCUUGGCAAACUGCACGGACAGGAAGUGGCUGUGAAAAAAGUGCGUAACAUAAAGGAGACAGACAUCAAGCACCUACGGAAGCUCAAGCACCCCAACAUCAUCACUUUCAAAGGUAUCUGUACGCAGGCUCCUUGCUACUGCAUUAUCAUGGAGUACUGUGCUCAGGGUCAGCUGUAUGAGGUGCUAAGAGCAGGAAGGAAGAUCACCCCCUCCCUGCUCAUGGACUGGGCAAUGGGCAUCGCUGGGGGCAUGAACUACCUUCACCUCCACAAGAUCAUCCACAGAGACCUCAAAUCCCCCAACAUGUUGAUCACCUACGACGAUGCUGUGAAGAUCUCUGACUUCGGAACGUCUAAGGAACUCAGCGACAAGAGCACCAAGAUGUCUUUUGCAGGGACUGUUGCCUGGAUGGCUCCGGAGGUUAUCCGGAAUGAGCCGGUGUCAGAGAAGGUGGAUAUCUGGUCAUUUGGCGUUGUGCUGUGGGAGAUGUUGACAGGCGAGGUCCCCUACAAGGACGUGGACUCCUCUGCUAUCAUUUGGGGAGUCGGGAACAACAGUCUCCAGCUGCCCGUUCCUGAUAGCUGUCCAGACAGCUUCAAACUGCUGCUAAGGCAAUGCUGGAACUGUAAACCAAGGAAUAGGCCCUCGUUCAGACAGAUCCUGCUGCAUCUGGAUAUCGCAUCAGCAGACAUACUGUCCACCCCACAGGAAUCCUACUUUCAGUCUCAGGUGGAGUGGAGAGACGAGGUCAGACACCAUUUUGAGAAGAUCAAAUCUGAGGGCACGUGCCUUCACAGGUUGGACGAGGAGCUCAUCAAACGGCGUAGAGAGGAACUCCGGCACGCUCUAGACAUCCGAGAGCACUACGAGCGCAAACUGGAAAGAGCCAACAACCUCUACAUGGAGCUCAACGCCAUCAUGCUACAGCUGGAGAUCAAAGAGAAAGAGCUGCUAAAGAGGGAGCACUCCCUGGACAAAAAGUACCCCGGAUGCUUCAAGCACCACAGUUCCAGACAGUCGGCCUCCUCUAACUCGAUGGAGAAGCUCAUGAAGAAGCGCAGCGUACCUCAGAAGCUUCCCUCCCACAGCAAGAGGCCAGAUCUACUUAAGCCAGAGGUCAUCCUCCCCAAAUUGGACUCCUCCAUGACUCAGGUCACCAUUCCCAGCAAAGGCUCCACAUCCCCUGGCCGCUCACGCCGAGGGAAACCCCGCUACAGGAAGGCUGGCAAAGGCAGCAGCGGGGAUUUAGCUCAACUCAAAGCCACUCUGUCUUCGUCUUUAGCGAUGAUCAACUCCUCUGUGUCCAGCACCAAGCAGCGUUUAGACCCCACCGCGGCCAUUAGAGGCUUGCAGCACGACCUGCUCCUCAAGAAGAUGUCCUCCUCCAGCCCCGAUCUCAUCUCCACCACGCUGGAGGCCGAGGGCCGGAGGAAAGGUCAGCUGAGGCCGGGGCUGGACAGGGCGGGCAGCCAGAGCGCCUCAGCUGGGCUGGAAGAGAGCAGAGGCCCCGAAGAACCGGCCGACAGGCCCAACGUCGGCGUGGGGAACGAUGACUUGGUGGAAACGCCUCCACGCAGCGACACGCCCAGUGAAGACGCGGCGUCUAUCCCGUUCUCCAGCAGCCCGGACUCUCCCUGCGGCAGAGGAGCCACCGCGGGGAGGACGUCCGUACUGGGGAGCACUCGGGUGCCCUACGACGGAGACGAGAAGGAGGAAGGAACGGUGAUCACACGCUCCCCCAGGAGUCAGCGCCUCACUCCUGCAGCACUACUCUACAGGGCAGCAGUGACCCGCAGCCAGAGACGAGGACUGUCAUCGGAGGAAGAGGAGGGAGAGGCGGACAGCGAAGUGGAGGCGCCACGGAGACGGCGGCCUCCCGUGGGCAUCCCCAAAUGCCAGUCCCUGUCGACCUUUAGCUCGGAGAACCUGUCGGUGUCUGACGGCGAGGAGGGCAACACCACUGACCACUCCCACAGCGGCACGCCCGACGUGGUGAGCACCAACACUGACGAGCGCCUGGAUGACAAAAGCGACGACCUGCUGUCCCAGGGCUCCGAGAUUCCCGCCGACCCGUCUGACCCGGCCCAGCUGGGCUCCGACGGGUUAUCCGAAAAGGAGGCCGCUCUGCAGCGCGUGAAGACGCAGCUCGCUUCAGACGAACAGAAUUAUGAGCAGUGCCUGUAUGAUGAUUCGGACUGCGACAGCACCGAGCUGGACCAUUCAUGCGGCACCGAACCCACCCAGCCUCCAACCAACUGGUGAAUCCAGCACCUCAACCCCCAUGACUUUUGUUACGCCACAAAAGCAGACGUUUUAAUCCGUUACAGCGAGAAGAGAACAUGUUUUUAAAAAACUAUAAAAAGGAAGAAUCAAGUUUCCGUUAUUUCAUCACAUCUAACUUACCUGGAGCACUUGCAGAGCCAACAGAGCCGCUUGUAAUUUCUCUACAGCAACAGACCGUUUUUUUUUUUUUCACAUCUGCAGAAAAAACUACAAAGACUAUUAACUGUUUAAUGAUUUUUACUUUUGCUUAAUUUUUUAUGUUUAUUGUCCAUCAUCAAUACUGUCAUCUUAUUUAUAAUAAGUUUAUGAAUAUAUGAGGUUUUGGGGAAUUGUUUAACAUUUUACUAUUUAAAUAUUCUUGUUUCUUCAUCGACUUAACCUCCGUUCCUUUAAGAAAUAUGCACUAUUUUAUUAUUUUAGAACAAAUUCCAUAAAAAAACAUGUUUACAUUCCUUUUUUUAAAUCGUUUGCCAUUAUUUAUACUUGUGUUUUAUGUAUUUAUUAUUUUUUUUAUUUUGUAAAAAUGUCAAAUUGUUUGAGAUUGUAUCAUUGAAGGUGCUGACAGUUUCCGCUAGGUGGCACUGUUCUAUAUAAACCUCUUUGAAGCUUAUGGUAGUGGAAUGUAACUUUAGCUGCUUUUUUAUGUUCAAGCCUCAAAAAACAAAAAGCAUUUUGAGAAUCAAAAGAGGAAAAUGUAAAGAAAGAAAGAAAGCAAGCAAUAUGUCUGCUCUCAUUCCACUGCUGGGUUCUGGAUUUCUGCAGAUUUCCUGCUUCUGCUGUUUUUUUAUGUUUUUUAUUAUUAUUAAUCAAAAUUAUAUCAAAAUAUGACCUUAAGUUUUCAGGAAAGUUCUAAAUCACUUGGUGCAAAUACUUUAAAUAUUUGAAUUUCUAUGAGAACAAAAAAGGAGACUACUGAAUGACUGAAGGCACAACAUAUAUAAAUAUAAAAAAAAGCAACAUAAACCUUUAAAAUUACAUUAUUAAAGGAAUUGGCUAAUAUCUUUUGUUGUCAUGAUAAUACCAAUAAUGCCAUUUAAUGCAUUAUCUCCUGCAAAGAUUUUAUAAAAUCUAAUAUUGUGGAACUUAUUUUUCUGAAAAUUUAAACAAGUAAAAGCAAACAAAACUUUUAUUUUUCCUUUUUCUGUCCUCAUCAGAGAGCUCACUUCUUUUUUUAGAAUCAUUUUUACUAACUACAUCCUGGAGGAAUGAUAAACUUUGGUGCUGAUGUCUCUGAUAAAUAAAAUCAUGUCUUCACAUUUUAAUUUUCAGAAUAUUUUGAAAUGUUGUCCCCCACAGUAAAGUGUUGCCAAAAAGCAGAACUACCGCCCUCUAGUGUUUCAGCACAGAGGUACAUUUCUUCAUAGUGCUGUCUCAAUUUGAAUGUUGGCUUUUUUUAUUUUUACUGCAUCUCAACUGUACAAUAAAUAUAUUUAAAAAAUGAUUUAAAUUAAAAGACUAAUUGCAAAACUUUUGUCUUUAAUUUUUUUUUAAAUGGGUGGGAAUAAAAACACACAAUUUGAGCAUUACACAUCUUUAUUUCUGCGUUUUUUAAACAAUGUUGUGGCACCCGGAUCUACAGUCUCAAAAUCGUGCACAAAAGUUUUUCUUUCCUGGAAAUAAAAUUUAAAAAGAAAAAAAAAACUGUAGCAAAGCAAAGAGCAGGAAUCUAGUGUUAACUCACAACCCUCUCUUUGACUCGUUCCAGAGCAUUCAUGGUUUCAUUUCUAACACGUUUAUUAACAAAUCAGGGUCCAGGAGUCGAUUCCCCCCUUUGGUAGUUUAAAAAAAAUCCUCAAUUUAAAACAAAUAAUCCAACUUUUUUUUGUUUUAGUAUAUAUAUAUUUAUAUAUAUAUGUCUAUACAAAAAAGCGAGGAUGACCCUCCGCUUCCGAUCCUUUGCCCUGAGCCCAAACCCCCAGAAUCCUCCCAUAUGAGCAAAAUAUCAACACAUGAACUUAGGACCAGGAAGAGGGAGGAAAAAAAAAAAAAAAAA